AUGUCAGUUCCUGAUCGGUUCUUUUCCAAGGGUGUAAAGUCAUGUCCAGCAGGGGAGAAAUUAUGCUCUUCAAAGCUAACUACUUCACCAUUCUAUUGGGGAUUAGCUUUGAUUGUUCUUGGCAAGGCUGGUCAGGGAAUAUGUUUGAAAGCCCUAUCCUUUGGUAAAAUAAAGUUCAAAAGAGAUCCACCCGAAACGAAGGUAAUCAAAUUUGGUUUCUUGAAGUAUGAAGUUCGCCGAAGAAAGAUUCAAGACGAAAGGAAACGUCCGAAGAAUAUUAUUCGAAGUACCUGCCUCAUAGUUGGAAAUGUAGGUGGCAUCACAUGGGUUUUUUUGGCUCCUGAUUGGUCUUAUCGGUUUUUGAUAUCUGCAUGUGUAAUGGCAAUUGGGAUUACUAUAUUUUUGAUUGGAUACGCAUUCAUUUCCCCCCCUCAACUGCGAGCAAGUCCCCUCAUAAACAUGUUGUGGGUCCUUCUGGCUGCAUUCUUAAAGAGGCAUCUUGACUUUACUAAGCAGGGUACAGAAUUUAACUAUGGGGAUAAAGAUCAGACACCUCAAGGUCAAGGUCACAACCAGAAGACACCUCGAGGUCCCAAGAAAAAGACGACGCUCACUGAUCACUGUCGGUGGCUCAACAAUGCUGCAAUAAAUGUGCCACGCAAUUUCCCCUGCUUUCCCAUUGGAUGGAUUAAUUGCACAGUGGAUGAGGUUGAGGAGACAAAGCUUCUGUUAAGAAUGGUUCCAAUCUCAGCUACCUUUCUUUUGUAUGGGGUGAUCAAAUCCAACAGUAGUACCUUUUUCAUUGUGCAAGGAUAUGCAAUGAAAAGGAUAGUAUUUAAACAACGAAUAGAGCAAAUGAAUGGGAGAUACUCAGCUGGAAUGAAGUUUGUACUGAUGGGAAUCAUGGAUGGAUUAGCUCGUGAUGGUAUGGUGGAUUUCUUCAAGUAUCAGGUUCCAAAGUCAAUGAGGAAGAGAUAUGCACUCAUACUCACUGAAGUUGUGAUCGGAUAG
Molecule: messenger RNA, 1011 nt
Organism: Camellia sinensis
Lineage: Eukaryota; Viridiplantae; Streptophyta; Magnoliopsida; Ericales; Theaceae
Source: RefSeq, a predicted model, not a curated record